UGGAACAUGUGACCUCCCAGGUGGAGUUCUACCAGCGCACGGACCAGCCCCAGCAGGAGUCUGGGGAGUUCAUGGCUGAGUUCGACCAGGACGAGAUCCUGCACGUGGACCUGGCCAGGACGGAGACCGUCUGGCGCCUGCCUGAAUUCACCAAGUUCGCCAGCUUUGAGGCGCAGGGCGGCCUGCAAAACAUCGCGACAGACAAAUACAACCUGGACAUCAUGAUCAAGAGAUCCAACUACACGCGGGCCCAGAACGUGCCCCCAGAGGUGACCGUGUUCCACGAGGACCCCGUGGAGCUGGGGGAGCCCAACGUCCUGAUCUGCUUGGCCGACAAGUUCUCCCCGCCCGCGCUCAGCGUGACGUGGCUGAGGAACGGGCAGGAGGUGGCCGAGGGCGUCUACGAGACCGACUUCUACCCCCGCCCGGACCACGCCUUCCGCAAGUUCUCCUACCUGCCCUUCCUGCCCCGCCAGGGCGACUACUACGACUGCCGGGUGCAGCACCAGGGGCUGGCCCAGAACUUCACCAAGCACUGGGGUGAGAGCGGGGAGACCUGUGGGAUCACAGUCAUUGGCUGGGGGUUGUCUCCCUGUGUGCUGAUUGUGCCAAUGACACCCACUGUCCUGCCCUCUGGAGCUCCCCAUCACGCUGUCCUGCUGCACCAGACCCUCUGGUCUCCCAUAGACAAGGCCCAGAGCUGGGGUUACAGCCCCCAGCAGAACAACACGGACACUGGAGGAGUUCAACUCCAGAUCCAAGGGCUCAGCUCCCAGGAAACCGGCCCCCAAAAGGGACCCAAAUAA
Molecule: messenger RNA, 806 nt
Organism: Pelodiscus sinensis (Chinese soft-shelled turtle)
Lineage: Eukaryota; Metazoa; Chordata; Testudines; Trionychidae
Source: RefSeq, a predicted model, not a curated record